AUGGAGAGGAACCAAGUUGCAGCAGUCAAUAUUCAACCACCAGCUCAAGAAGGGGUGGAUGCAGAGGAAGGAGGUGAAUGUGAGCAAGCCAAUUAUGUUGGAAACUCAUCAAGACAAUCCUAUGAUCCACAUUCCAAAACCUACAAUCCUGUGAGGGAGAACACAAGCAUUGACACCUCUUACAAAAGUUAUGUAAGAGAUGUAGAGGUUGACUUCAGUCCAAAGGCCAUCAUGAAGGUUCUUGGCCUAAGAACAGCACAUUUUGAUGAAGCUAGUUACCAUGAGAGAGUGGGUGGUAACCCUGAUUGUGAGGAGAUUGCUAGUGACAUUUGCGUAGUUAGGGCUGACUGGGUGAGGGAGUCCAAUGGAAUGCCAAUAUUUCUAAAAAGAGGAGAUCUUACCCAGAAGCCAAGGGGUGGUGAAGAGAAGCAGAGGAAUGGUGAGAAAGAAGCAGAGAAGGCAACGUUGGUGGCCAAAGUUGGCUCACCAAUGUUGCCACCAAUGUUCCAAGGGCUUGAAGAGCAAUGUUGGUGGCCAAAGAUGGCUCGCAAAGGAAAGGAAAAAUCCAAUCCUUUGGCUCGUCCUCCUCCUGUGCCUCCGAAAUUCGAUCCGGUGGAAGUCAAUGAACACCAGGUCAGGGAAUUCUACAAAAAUCUUCAAAAGAAGGACGCCCCAAUUAUUUUUCUGAGAGGUGUCACACUGGACACCUCUGAUGCUGCUUUAGAGGCCCUCUUAGAUAUUCCGCAUAUUCCUCCGUAUGGUCGCCCCCUAUUGGGAUGUACUAUUAAACCAAAAUUGGGGUUAUCCGCGAAGAAUUACGGUAGAGCAGUUUAUGAAUGUCUUCGCGGUGGACUUGAUUUUACCAAAGAUGAUGAAAAUGUGAAUUCUCAACCAUUUAUGCGUUGGAGAGACCGUUUCUUAUUUUUUGCCGAAGCAAUUUUUAAAUCCCAGGCCGAAACUGGUGAAAUCAAAGGGCAUUACUUGAACGCUACUGCAGGUACAUGCGAAGAAAUGAUAAAAAGAGCUGUAUUUGCUAGAGAAUUGGGCGCUCCUAUCGUAAUGCACGAUUACUUAACAGGGGGAUUCACUGCAAAUACUAGUUUGGCUCAUUAUUGCCGGGAUAAUGGACUACUUCUUCAUAUCCAUCGUGCAAUGCACGCAGUUAUCGAUAGACAGAAGAAUCAUGGUAUGCACUUUCGUGUACUAGCUAAAGCGUUACGUUUGUCUGGUGGAGAUCAUAUUCACGCCGGUACCGUAGUAGGUAAACUUGAAGGGGAAAGAGAUAUUACUUUAGGUUUUGUUGAUUUAUUACGUGAUGAUUUUAUUGAAAAAGAUCGAAGCCGUGGGAUUUAUUUCACUCAGGAUUGGGUUUCUCUACCAGGUGUUCUUCCCGUUGCUUCGGGGGGUAUUCACGUUUGGCAUAUGCCUGCUCUGACCGAGAUCUUUGGAGAUGAUUCCGUACUCCAAUUCGGUGGUGGAACCUUAGGGCAUCCUUGGGGAAAUGCACCAGGUGCCGUAGCUAAUCGAGUAGCUCUCGAAGCAUGUGUACAGGCUCGGAAUGAGGGUCGUGAUCUUGCUCGUGAGGGUAAUGAAAUCAUCCGUGAGGCGAGCAAAUGGAGUCCUGAAUUAGCUGCUGCUUGUGAAGUAUGGAAGGCGAUCAAAUUUGAAUUCCCAGCAAUGGAUACUUUGUAAUCCGGUGGUUACCGUUCGUUCUAGAUAAUUGCAAUUAAACUCGGCUCAAUCUUCAAAAAAGGAUUGAGCCGAAGACAAAGAUACUUAAUUUAUUGCAUAAACAUAAUAUAUCUUUUUUUUCUUUUUUAUUAUAUCCAUAAAGUUCUAUAUUCUAAUCGAUUAGAUAUAUCUUAUCUAUUAGAUAUAUAUUAGAGUCUAGAAAUGUAGAGUAUAUAAAUAAAUGGAUAUGGAAUAGUUAAAUUGGAGUAUU
Messenger RNA from Arachis ipaensis, 1942 nucleotides. NCBI's taxonomy places the organism in Eukaryota, Viridiplantae, Streptophyta, Magnoliopsida, Fabales, Fabaceae. The record is from RefSeq and is a predicted model, not a curated record.